AUGGAAGGUGGCCAGUUGACAAGCCCUUUCAAGCAGUGCUUAGUGGAGAUAUUUUCUCGCUUUGACUCUGAUGGCGACCAUAUGCUGUCGGAGGAAGAACUGCAGGCCUUCAGCCGGUCCGCCAACAAAGAUUCCAAAGAGUUUACGCCAGAUGAGGUCUCCGAGAUGAAAUCCAUGUUUGAGUGGCUUGACGGCGCCAGCGGUGGUGGACUCUCUCUCCGAGGCUUCGUUGAAAUGUACAAGCGCCAAACAGAGGUUUCUCUAGAAGAAUCCUGGUCAGACUUGACCAAGCUAGGAUAUGAUGAGUCUUUAAAGCUUAGGACAAAAGGAGAAUCUAGAGAGGAAUGGAGUAAUGAGGUCAGCGAAAGGCUGCGCGACUUUUCGAAGUUAUCGGAGGAGUUUAUGUCCUUUCCUGCGAGCAGCCAGCAAAUGACAGCUGCUAAGUGCGAGACAGUCCGUAGGACUUCUACCGCGCUUGGCCUGGAAUGUCAGAUGUUGCAGCUUCCGGAUGGAUCAGAAGAGCUGUGCGUUUUCAGGCCACCGGAAACGACGGGGCGGGCUUCAAGUCCUUCCAGUCCGAGUGACAAUCCCUCCAGUCCCAAGAAAAGCCCGUCUUCGUCACCAGUGUUUUCAGCUCUUGAGCUUGAUUGCAGUAGUUGCCAGGAGCUACAGGAGACUUUCACGGAGUUUAUCCCAGAUGGUUGGACAAUCUAUGCUCAUCACAUGACCAUUUGUUUAGGAAGCCUUGCAGAUGCACGGUCCAACGGGAACAAGCUGUCAGAGGAUCUCCAAGCAUUGAUCCGCCAGCUGAAACCCAAGGAUAGACGUUCUGUGAAAGUUGUGUCGAUUGGGAGGACAAAGGGUGUUGUUGCAGUGGGUGUUAUUGGUUGCCCAUCCGUUAACCAAGUUCCUCACAUCACAUUGGCAUGCGCCAAAGGGCACAAGCCAGUUGAGAGCAAUAGCAUCACGAAGUGGCAGAGGCUCGAAGUGUUUCAUUCCCUCAGCGGUGUGGUGAGGGAGUUUGAGCAGAAGGAUGCCAGUGCAGGCUUGACCGCCGCCACCAGAGAAGCUCAUGAGCGCCUGAUAAUGCGCCUGAAAGAGUUGGAAGCUGAAGUUCUUGCAGCUCGUGCCAUUCAUUUCUCUCAACUACAAGAUGCAGAUGAAAGAACUCUCCAAAGGGCAAUCCAGGAGCGUGAACAGGAGCUUGCCAGCUUGAAGCUGGAUGAUGACGAUGGCUGGAAAGAGGCCAAAUCUGUGAAAACCAAGGUGAAAGGGAAAAUGAGUCUCUUUGAGCUUUGUUCUGAUGGCAAUGGAGUGGUGAACUUUGGCGAGUUUGCAUCAUGGGCCGGGCCGCGACUUGGCUUGGAACUGGGCCGGGGUCCGGCCAGUGCCCGUGGUAACGUGAAAGGCUCUGGUAAGAUUUUCGCAUGCCUGUCAGGAGCGCGAACAUUGGAGUCCGAUGAGCAUGAGUUCACCCGAGUCAUUGUCCCCAACAACGACGUUCGCGCAGAGAUUAACAAGCACCGUGCACGAGCCUUCGCCGCCAAGCGCGGACUGCAGCUGCUCUGGAACUUUGCACAAGAUCAGAUACCGUUGGAACUUCUGGCAACAGACCCCCAUUUAGCGCAGAGAAAGGUCGAAUUUCUGCAGCGACACGAUCGCGAGCGUGGAGAUCUGCCCGGGCUGGUGCCCUUAGCUCUGGGCAUGCCUAUGCUCUUGAGUGAUCAUAUUGAUCGACCAAAGCUCUUGCUCCGUGGGUGCUUGUGCCAUGUGGUUGGCUGGAAAGUCUCACAAGAGGAGACCGCGCUACCGAGCAAAGACGCAGAGGUCAUGCUACAGGGAAUGGUGGAGUAUGUCCUGGUGCGCAUUGCUGACGCCGCGUGGGAGCUGCCGGGCUUGCCACCUGGAGUGUACCCGGUGAAGCCACUGAAGGCUGGAUGGCGGCUCGACAAAGGAAGGAAGAGAAGUUCCCAACUCACUCGCUGCCAACUGCCGUUGUUACCGGCAUACGCCUGCACGGCCGCCGCGCAAGGCGGCAACUGGUCGAAGGCUAUUACCGACAUCAACGUCUCCGGGAACAUGUCCAAGCAAGGAGCCUAUGUAUCCCUCUCUCGUGUUCGCCGCAGCCAGGAUGUGUGGAUUUUUCGCAAGUUCCCCAGACACAUGUUCUGCGGAGGUGGACAGGUCGGGCCCGAAUUGUUGCUGAAGCGAUUGCGUGGGGAGGCGAUUGCGUGGGAGCAGGUUGCCGAGAAACUCCGCGGGCGUCCGCAGCGCUGCGAGAAGGACAGCCCCCAAGUUGUGUGUGCCACCUGCGGCCUCUGUCCAGCCACUGAGUUUACCAUCCGUGAGCUCUUGAAAGGUACUGCGGCAGUAAGCCGCGCAGAUGCCCACAACAAGAAGGCACACUCUAUCGCCGAGGACCCCUCGCAGGCCAAACUGCAAAGGUGGGUUCCACGAUACAAUGAGCGCCCCCUAUAG
Molecule: messenger RNA, 2478 nt
Organism: Durusdinium trenchii
Lineage: Eukaryota; Dinophyceae; Suessiales; Symbiodiniaceae
Source: the annotation of a GenBank genome assembly